This is a messenger RNA of Cygnus atratus (black swan), 4085 nucleotides long. It is a transcript of the gene CX3CL1, whose product is annotated as C-X3-C motif chemokine ligand 1. NCBI's taxonomy places the organism in Eukaryota, Metazoa, Chordata, Aves, Anseriformes, Anatidae. Gene Ontology annotation, molecular function: CCR chemokine receptor binding; chemokine activity. The coding region runs from base 76 to 1557 and encodes 493 amino acids. Gene Ontology annotation, biological process: lymphocyte chemotaxis; positive regulation of ERK1 and ERK2 cascade; cellular response to tumor necrosis factor. The record is from RefSeq and is a predicted model, not a curated record. Gene Ontology annotation, cellular component: extracellular region. The transcript is spliced from 3 exons.
UCUCGUCAUCAAGAAAUGCGGGCGGGGGAGCUAAAUAAAAGCUGAAGUCCCAGGUCAGGGCUUCAGAAUCCUGGAAUGAGCUGCAGCAGCUGCAUUGCUCCAGAGGAUGCAGUAGGCAGUCAGGAGCAAAAACUACAGCCUCUGUGUACCAUUCCUGCUGCCGACCACGGGAACAUGAAGGUUGCUUCUUACCAGAUCCUGCUUGUGCUGAGUGUCUUGUGCCUGGUCACCCCGGCUGGAGGUCAACCCAAAGCGCCUCUAAAGUGUUCGAAAGUGUGUCUCCACUUUACGCGCACCAUACCUGAGAAACGGAUAAAGAGCUACCGCAGGACUGAACCCCAGUGUGCCAAACAAGCCAUCAUAUUGAUUACACAGGCUUCCUUAGAAAUUUGUGCAGAUCCAGACACAGAGCCGGUGAAAAAGAUUGUACGGAAACUGGACCAGAAAAAGGCCUCAGCAGCAGCAACACUUCCACACGCUGCCACUUCAGCAGCAGUUCCAGAAAAGCCUGGCAUUUUUCACAAACACAUCGGUCUUACAGUAACAGUUCCAGCUCAAGCCACUGCUGCAGCUACUCUUUUCCAAGGGACUGGCACAACAAUUUUGGAGAGAACGCAUGCUCCUGCUGCCAUGACAGAGGUGACCAGCAAAUCUACACCAGCCAUGCAGAGCACCACACAGUUCUCCGCAGGAUCAUCCCCUGGGACAUGGGAAAUUGCUGCACACUCUGAAGUCAGUUCAGAAGCAAACAGAGACUCCUUAAAAUCUGCACAUUCAACAAUUUCUGCAGCAGGCAUGGUCUCCAGUCAGCCUAUCUUAUAUCCCACAGCUCUUGUGCAUGGCUUUGACAAUACAGUAGGAUUUACAGAAGAACCUGUAGGAUAUGCUGCAAGUGCUACAGCUGAUGUUCAAGACACGUCUUCUCCUAGCUCAAAUUCAGACCCUGUGUCCAUUACUAAAGGAUUGGACCAUCCUGUACUUUCUACAGAUGAAUCCCUGGACCUAACAAGUGCAAGAGCCAAUGCAUCAGACACUGCUUCUAGGAGUUUUAAUUCAGAUCUCCCCUCCAUCCUAAACAGCAUGGAGAUCGGCUCAGCCCCAGCCACACCUGUUCCACCAGAGACUACUUCAAUUUCUACUCUAAACCCCACAACUGCCAUAGACAAAGGUCCUCCUGUCCAUACCAACAAAAUUUUCAGUUCCUCUGCAGAUGCUGUUGGUACUAGAACAUUCGAUUAUCCAUUGCCCUUAGGAAAGCAAGAUCUUCCAGGUACGUUAGUUUUCACUAGUCAAACAUUCUCAGGCCAAGCCAGAGCGCAGAUGACUACAAAAAGGCCACAUGAUCCACCUUCACUCAGCUUCCUGCCAAGGUCUCAAGCACACUUUAUCAUCCCAGUCUCCCUGGUAGGUGGACUGAUUGCUUGCAGUGUUGCUGCUGUAUGGCUAUACACAAAAUUUAGAGUCAGAACAGAAACAACGUCAAGAGACAUGGUACAAGGCUUGCUCUACAAGAAGGAGGGACAUCAAAAUAAUGUCUAUCUAAUGCAAAUAAUCUGAGUGCUUUAUGGAAUGGACAUUUUUGGCCUAGAACAUAUGUGUGUUGCUGCCAGAAAGCUAAGCUUGCGCAGAGCUAGUGACCAGUACGAAACAGUACAGGAAAUAAAAAUACCUAAGAAAACAGAUUUUGUAGGAGCAGAAUGUCCAAAAAUUUAUCUAAGUUGUCAUUGACCAAUGACAACUCACAUGUUUUAGAAAUAUGUGAGAAGCUUUUUUCUCUGGCACUGUUACAUGAACAGGAUAUUGCUCUACUAGAGCUGCUUGGUGGCUGUUUGCCAGGUGGUGGGCAGAAAGUAAUAUCUGAGUUGCUCUUGCGAAUUUUUCUGCAUUUCAUCAUAACCUAGCUGAGAAGCCACCCACCCACUCACCCACACUACUGGACUCAGGCUCUGCCACCUUGAGCAAUCUUAACACAAAAACACUGAUUUUGCACUUACAAACUCUCUGCUGCUUCUUUCUUUGCACUUCAGGUCACUGCUCUGUCAGACCUUGACCGAUGUUGGCAGUCAGUGGGAGCUGGCUCUCCUUCAGCUGGUUAAACACCCCAUUUAAUUGGGUAUCUAAUGGCUAGAGCCAGCAGUGUAGUCUAGCUUUCAGACAGAGGUGGCUAAAACAGAAUCUGAUUUUUUUCUGUAUGUAGGGGACUGAAAGUCAGUGUUACAGAUUUUACUUUCAGAGGUGCUUGCACUCACGGUCUAUCUCCUCCUCAAAGUCAGGCCACUCUUCUCUCCAACAGGUAAGGGCAUUUCUUCUCACAGAUUUAGUCUGAGACCUGAUUCUUGACAAAUCAACUGCAAUAAAACCCUUUCUUCCAGAUAAUGUACCCUGUGUCCAGAUGCAUCCAAAACAAAGGCAGGAUAAUGUGGAUAAGCCUUUGUAAAUUAGAGAAAAUCUGGAAGAAGUUGCCAGAGGCUCUCAAUAAUUUUGCUAUUACCGUGUUGUAAUGUUUUUUGCUGUACUCUGCUGUUCAGCAAGCACAAAAACCAGAAAAUACACUCCUAGAAUACCUAAAUGCAAUUCUGGAUUCAGUAAUUAUAGCAAUUACUACAGCACAGCAGAAUUACCUUCCUUCCCAUUCCUUAUUCUCUCUAGAAAUAAGCACAUUUGGUGAUCCAGAAAAAAAGCACGAAAUCCCCAUUCAUGAUCCUACACUUCAGCCCCAUGCUAGUUCUUUGUAUAUAGCACGGAUUACCAGGCUAUUAAAGCACUGUAACAGUACCAAAGGUGUUUUUUUUUAACACAAAUUGUCUCUGAUUUUCACACAUCCAGACACUGCUGUAUGUAAGCAUUAUCUUUUAUCUGUGAUCAGCUCAUGAAAGCCCUUAUUUAACAUUUACUCCAUUAUGAAUUUUGCUUGAGCAAGUAAAGGUCUUUAUAAUACCAUGCUUUGUAGAUAGAGUUAAAGUAUCAAAGGUUUAUAUCAAGGUUACAUAUCAAAGAUUCUCCUCUAACCAACCUCAGUGGAUCAGAUCUCAAACUAUAGAUAUGCAUGUAGAAAAAGAAAAUAAAAACAUAAUAAGCAGGAUAAUCAAAGCAAAAAUGAUGAGCCAGCUGUAAAGACUGGCCUGUUAGACCCAUCAGAUACCACCUUUGGGGCAUCCUCCCAGUCCUGGAGGUGGAUUGACUGCAAUGGUGUUUUGUUUUUUUGAUAUUACUCAGCCCCUUAUUUCUUCAAGUCCUUGAUUUGAGACAGGGUAGACUGAGAUUCAUCUAGGGCUUUGCAGGUACAAGAGGUAGAGAAUGCAAUUGGAUUAAUUGUGAUUAGGAAUUUUGGGUGAAACCCAUCUUUGUGCAGAAGCAUUCCUGUGCAGCCCAAAUCCUGUAACUAUCUGGGGCUGAUUUACCUGAACUGCAGGAGCCAUCAGCAGUGCCUCCCAUCUGUCCUGCUUGUGCACAGCUGGGGUUCAUGGCCUUGCAGUUUGUGGAGUGAUAUACAAUAGCAUUAUUUUUAUAUGAAAUAUUAUAAAUAUCUGUUUUUGUAGUAAAGUUUUGUAGUGACAUGAACAUGCGUGUAACCUCCUGUCCUUGCUAGUGGAGCAUCGCUCAGUCUAGACUAUUCUGGGAACAUUGGAAAACGCUGUACCUUGGUCUAUUUUCUUGCUGGUCCUGGAAGGCCUGUAGAUCUGGCUCCAUGCGACUGGGGUCGCUCUCCAAGGCACUACAGCAGAUGCAGUGGGCAAAGGCACCCUGUCCUUGGGUCUCCCGGCUUGGGAGGGUAUCAGGGCUUCACCCAUGGGUUGUGGCUGCUGCUGGGGCCGUGAAACAGCAGUGGCUUUCAAUGGGAGAAUUCCUGACCCAUCGCAGGCAGGGCAGACUGGGGACCACCAUUUGUCAUCGCUUUAUGCUGUGUGCUAACGGUUUGGGAAGGCACAUGGGGAAUGUAUCUGUUGCAGGUGACAGGGGUUUAAAAUGUCAUUUGUUCUAAAGUGCCAGAAGCACUGGUUUGUGUAUUGAGUCUGUAUGAGUAUGCGUGAGUAGGAUUUAUACUGUAUUUUUUUAGAAGUAAAGAUAAUAAAGUUUUUCUGUUA